Molecule: messenger RNA, 1632 nt
Organism: Drosophila serrata
Lineage: Eukaryota; Metazoa; Arthropoda; Insecta; Diptera; Drosophilidae
Gene: aspr
Product: asperous
Source: RefSeq, a predicted model, not a curated record
AACAAUCUCGGUGCAGCGAACUUUAAUUUAUUUAUUUUCAUUUUGUUUUUAAUUUUACGUUGACCAUAUACUACUGCCUGCAGUGCGUGUGUUUGUGUCCCAAGAACUUUAACCAGAAAAUGCAACAUCGGCAUCAACUCCUGUGCCUGGCCCUUGUGGCAGUGGCCUUUGCGUCCCUGCCCCAACUGGUUGCAGGUAAAAAGAUCGAGAAGCGUUGUCUCAACUGCUCGUACCGCACGUAUUAUACGUACGGUGAUGGGCGUUCCCUGCAGCGGGUUGUCUAUAGGGAUCCGGUCUACACACGUGCCCAGUCUUAUGGAUGCAGCGGUAGUCCGUGUGGAGUGAAUGCCGUCUGCCAAGAGGCUGCCGGCGGACGACCGGUCUGCUCCUGCCCGCCCGGCUUUAGUGGCAAUCCGCUGACGCACUGCAACCGCGGUGAGUGCCUGGACAAUGUCGACUGUCGUGGUGACCUCCAGUGCAAGGACAAUCGUUGUGUUAAUCCCUGCGUUGGCGCCUGCGGCAUUGGCUCCAACUGUGACGCCCGCAACCACGUGGCUGUGUGCAGUUGCCCCGCGGGCUACAAUGGUGACCCGUAUCAUGCCUGCCAUCUCAACGAUCCAGAGGAGCAGUGCCAUCCUAGUCCCUGUGGCGUCAACACCAAGUGCGAGAUCAUCAACGGUGUGCCCACCUGCUCCUGCGUUCAUGGCUACCUGGGCAAUCCGCUCAGCGGUUGCCGACAUGAGUGCGAGUACGAUGGCGAUUGCAGCAGCCGGGAUAUGUGCAGUAACUUUAAGUGUGUGCCCGCGUGCGGGCAGUGUGGUACUGGUGCCACUUGCCGCAAUGUGGCUAACCAUCGGGCUGUUUGUGAGUGCCCCAAGGGAUAUAUUGGCAGCCCGUACACCGAGUGUCGGCCAGAAUGUUAUGGCGACUCAGAUUGCCCGGCAGGACGUCCCGCCUGCUUCUAUGGCAUUUGCAAGAAUACCUGUGAAGGUGCCUGCGGUGUUGGUGCCGACUGUAAUCUGCGUGGUUUGACGCCCGUUUGCAGCUGUCCCCGUGACAUGACCGGUGAUCCCUUCGUUCGCUGCCGACCCUUUACCAAGGAGGACCUAUGCGAUCCCAAUCCAUGCGGCACCAAUGCCAUCUGUGUGCCUGGCCACGAUAACACUGGACGGGAGCGACCCGUAUGCAACUGCCUGCCCGGACAUACCGGCAACCCAUUGAGUCACUGCAGUCGGGGUGAGUGCCUGAGCAACAACGAAUGUCCCGACCAUCGGGCCUGCAUCAACUACCAGUGCAUCGAUCCCUGCAUCGGCAAGUGUGCCACGGGUGCCAGCUGUGAGCCCAAGGCUCAUCUGGCUGUCUGCCGCUGUCCAGCCGGGCAAUCGGGCGACGCCCUUGUCUCCUGCCGCCAGACGCGCACCUUCCCGGUGGCCAAGUACCACUGAGCUGGAGCAGAGUGGAGGAGCCGCUGCUGCCGCACUGCCUGCCAGUCCCAGUCAUUUCCCUUCAAUGUUUGACUCUUCCCCUCUUUUUAUGUUUCUCUCUUUCUCUUACUAGUCGUUGAUUAACCUCGAUAUUCUGCUCAAAAAAACUUUGAAAAAAAUAUAUAUAAUACUAUUUUAAAUAAUAUAA